AACCUGCCUUCGGGGAAGUGAAGUUUGUCAACGGGAGACCCCUGCCCAAUGCCAUCAGGCUGCGGAUUGUGGAACUGGCGCAACUGGGUAUCAGGCCUUGUGACAUCAGCCGGCAGCUCCGCGUUUCCCACGGCUGGGUCAGCAAGCCUCGGGUCACCACCCCCACGGUGGUAAAACAUAUCCGGACCUACAAACAAAGGGAUCCGGGCAUCUUCGCCUGGGAGAUCCGGGAUCGCCUGCUGGCCGAUGGCGUGUGUGACAAGUACAACGUGCCGUCGGUCAGCUCCAUCAGCCGCAUCCUCCGGAACAAAAUCGGGAACCUGUCUCAGCAGAGUCACUACGAGUCCUACAAGCAGCACCAGCCGCCCCCACAGCCUGCUCUGCCCUACAACCACAUUUGGUCGAAAGGAGGUUUCCCGGUUUGCCCCGGGAAACCUCUCGCGUUUUCCCCAGCCCGGGCCGGGCACCGAGCUUACCGGAGGAUGUGCCUCGAGACGCGGCAGAUCGGAGGUCCCGGG
Messenger RNA from Pterocles gutturalis (yellow-throated sandgrouse), 518 nucleotides. Its product is annotated as paired box protein Pax-9-like. The record is from RefSeq and is a predicted model, not a curated record. NCBI's taxonomy places the organism in Eukaryota, Metazoa, Chordata, Aves, Pterocliformes, Pteroclidae. Gene Ontology annotation, biological process: anatomical structure development; regulation of transcription by RNA polymerase II. Gene Ontology annotation, molecular function: RNA polymerase II cis-regulatory region sequence-specific DNA binding; DNA-binding transcription factor activity, RNA polymerase II-specific.